UUUAUUUAGUCUCAGUGACUAACACAUUUUAACUAAAAUGUCUAAUAAAAUUAUCUUUGUUGGAGAUAUAAUAUUACCAAAUUUAUCAAAUCUUAAAUGUAUUAGUGCAUAUUUAAUAGUUGAAAAUGGAUUGAUAACUGAAAGAGGUGCGAAGGAUUACUUCUAUAAAUACCAGGAUAAUUUUAUUAAAAGGGGUUACCAAAUUAAAAUACUAGAACCUCAUCAAUUUUUGAUGCCGGGAUUUGUUGACUGCCACACACAUGCACCACAGUUUCCAAAUAUUGGUCUUGGUCUUGAUCGUCCUUUACUUGAGUGGCUUGAUAAAUAUACAUUUCCUCUAGAAAGUCAAUAUAGUGAUGAAGAAUUUGCCGCUAAUGUUUAUUCUAAAGUUGUAAAAAGGUUGAUCAACAAUGGCACAACAACAGCAUGCUACUUUGGAACUCUCCAUUUAGAAGGCACAUUGGAACUUGUAAAGAGUGCCAUAAAACAGAAUCAGAGGGCCUUCAUAGGCAAAGUUAGUAUGAACAUUGAGAAUGACGCAGGAUAUUAUAAUGAUACUGAAAAGGAGUUAAGAGAAGUUAAAACAUUUGUUGAAAAAGUAUUUGAGUAUAAUAAUGAUUUAGUUAAUCCCGUAAUCACUCCAAGAUUUGCAAUCAGCUGUGAUAAUGAUCUAAUGAAGAAAUUAUCAGUAAUAGCAAAACAAAACUCAUGCCUUAUACAGAGUCAUAUAUCAGAGAAUAAAAAGGAGAUAGAAUAUGUGCUGAGUACUAAUCCAGAAUGUACGAGUUAUUCUGAAGUUUAUGGACGUUGCGGCCUUUUUGAUAAUAAGUGCAUCAUGGCUCACGGGGUGCAUCUGAGUGAGGAGGAGAUUGAUAUGUUCGUACGUAAAGGCGCAUCCAUAGCGCACUGUCCGGCCUCCAAUACCAGGCUCAAGUCUGGACUCUGUCCCGUGAGGAAAUUACUCAAUUGUGAGGUCAAAGUCGGUCUCGGAACUGACGUAUCAGGAGGCGAUAACGCGAGCAUAUUGGAUGCGUUGAGACGCGCAAUGGACGUAUCCGAACAUCUCAACCUGUUGGGCGGCAAGGAGUCUGCGUUAAAUUGGAAGGAGGCCCUAUAUCUUGCCACGCUGGGUGGAGCUAGGGCUCUAUUUAUUGACGAUAAAAUCGGACGUCUCGAGGUAAAUCAGGAAUUCGACGCAUUACUCAUAGAUUUGUAUUCGAAGAACAGCCCCAUAGAUAAGUAUACAUACUCUGUGGCACACGGAGAGGAGGAAGAAAUUUUGGAACGAGUUGAGAGGUUUGUUUACUUGGGCGACGACAGAAACAUUGUACAAGUGUAUGUUAAGGGUAAAAAAGUUAAAGAUAUUUUAUAAAUAGGUAUAAUAGCUAUUAUUAUAAAAAAAUAAAUGAUAUUUUGUAUAAUAAUAGCUCUA
This is a messenger RNA of Vanessa tameamea, 1432 nucleotides long. RefSeq names its product Dihydropterin deaminase (gene Dhpd). Gene Ontology annotation, molecular function: zinc ion binding; guanine deaminase activity. Gene Ontology annotation, cellular component: cytosol. Gene Ontology annotation, biological process: guanine catabolic process. The record is from RefSeq and is a predicted model, not a curated record. Lineage: Eukaryota; Metazoa; Arthropoda; Insecta; Lepidoptera; Nymphalidae. The transcript is spliced from 9 exons. The coding region runs from base 38 to 1372 and encodes 444 amino acids.